This is a messenger RNA of Cryptotermes secundus, 2789 nucleotides long. RefSeq lists its product as uncharacterized. The transcript has 9 exons. Gene Ontology annotation, biological process: proteolysis. The record is from RefSeq and is a predicted model, not a curated record. Gene Ontology annotation, molecular function: serine-type endopeptidase activity. The coding region runs from base 208 to 1749 and encodes 513 amino acids. Lineage: Eukaryota; Metazoa; Arthropoda; Insecta; Blattodea; Kalotermitidae.
CGAAGGUAGUUUGGAUGUGGCUUGAGUCCGUGACAUGCAAUUAGGUUAUGUCUACAUCAACCAUUGAUACACGCUUUCAAAAUCUGGCGAUGACUCCAUGCUGUUCGCUUCUAUGACAUUGAAUAGAAUAGAACAGAAAACUCACAGAUGUCUGACGUGUGAGAGUGUUGUUACUGGAAUAAUUCUGAACUGCCCAAGAUAGAAGAAAUGUGUCUACACGUCACUUCCGUCAUAUUUCGCUACCUCGUGGGCCUGAUUUUAUUGGGCCAUGUGAUUUGCACCUCCAACUUGACGUCAACAGACACGCAGCUCUACAAGCUUUGUGUGGGCAAGAAGCACAGACUGAAUGGGACGACAAGAAAUCCCCGAUUUCCUGCUUCUUCCAGCAACAAAGAAAAUGAAGAGACAAGCAGCUCCUCAGAAGUCACAACAGCUUCAUCUCCAAAGAUAAUUUUACAUUCAUCAUGGUCUAGCUGGUCGAAAUGUAUACAUUCCCGCAGACAUCAUCGCCAAAGACCUUAUAGGUGUGGGAAUACUGUCCGUAAGAAGCAACAAUCUUGUCAUCCAAGGAGAAGAGAUCGAAGAAUACGCUGUCAAUACCAACAUCAGAGACGAAGAAAGCACAAGCGGAAGAGAGGAGAAAUCUUUCAUGUAGUUCAUAUAUCAACAUCUAGGUUACCUCAAAACAAACGCCCUCCAAGAAAAUACCAACACGCAUUAUCACUGCAAUCAUUAGCAUGCAGCCACCAUGUACCAUGGUCAUCAAUACAUCGUAAACAUGAGUCUGAGCAAUCACAGCACAGUUCUGACAUCACAUCCAGAGGAUUGCCUACACACUUAAUGCUCAAUAGUAAAUGGUAUGGUAGGUGGAGCAGAUGGUCCCCAUGCUCCAUCUCAUGCACUACACAGAGGUACAGAUGGUGUAAACGACCUAUCUUCUGUGGAAAUGAAUAUAUACAGGAGGUAGCAUACUGUUACAUAGAAGGUAGCUUCUGCCAAAGAUGGAUCUACAGACAGAUUCAACAGCAGACUGAUGAAGAAAAUGAAGCUGGUGUUGACAGUGAGUAUGAUAAUGGUGUCUGGAGCCAAGAAAACAACAGAGUAGGGGUUGAUGAUAGUGCAGGAGCCUUGAAGUCACCCCGCCAGUUGCACUGUGGGAUCGCAAAUCACACCAUAACCUGGCCCUUGCUUAGGAUUAUUGGUGGACGUCCAGCGCAGAAGGGACGAUGGCCAUGGCAGGUGGCUGUCCUCAACAGGUUCAAGGAGGCAUUCUGUGGAGGCACCUUGAUUGAUCCACAUUGGGUCUUAACAGCAGCCCACUGUGUGAGGAAGCGGCUGUAUGUAAGGUUAGGAGAACACGACCUGGAUGAAAAUGAGGGAACUGAACUGGAGUUUCGGCUGCAGGUAGAGCAGGCGGUGACACACCCAGGGUAUGAUGCUGAUACAGUGGAUAAUGACGUGGCACUGCUCCGGCUGCCAAUGGAGGUGCAUCCAGACAAGUACCAAGCCUUUGCCUGCUUGCCUCGCCAUGAACAAGAGCUGCCCCCUGCUCAUCAGAUGUGCACUAUUUUAGGAUGGGGCAAGAAACGAAGCUCUGAUGCAUUUGGAACAGACAUCCUACAUGAAGCCAUGGUAUUCCUCUUUGCAUUUCACAGGCCAUUGCCAUUAUCAACUACACAUUCCUUAUUCAUAUUUCAGAUGGCUGUGAGAAGAAUAUUUUAUUUUGGGGUAAUAUUUCCAAGUUGGUAGCUAGAAUUAGUUUUCUGCUUUCUUCACAUCUUAAAAUCAUCUACAGAAUUCUUAGCGUACUAAGAAUGUCACUGUACUUAUCAGCUGUACUAAAACUCACGUUAAAGGAAGAAGAUAGAUUGACGAUGUUUGGGAACAAAAUGCUCAUGAGAUUACAGGGACCAAAGGAGGGGCAGGAGAAUUGAAAGAACUACACAAUGAAGAGCUGCACAAUUUGUAUUCUUCACCAAAUAUUGUAAGGGUGAUCAAAUCAAGGGACAUGUAUUACACUUGGAAGUGCCAAGAAAUAUAAACAUUUCAUUCAUAAAUCUUGAAGAAAAAACCCAAUUUAGGCAUAGGUGGCAGGAUAAUAUAAAAAUUUAUCUUGAUUAAAUAUGAAAGUGUGGAAUGUAUGUAAUUUAUAUGGGUCAGGAUAGGGACUAGUGACGACCUUUUGUGAAAAUGGUAAUGAACAUUCAGGUUUCAAAGGUGGGGAAUGUUUUGACUAGCUAAAUGGCUGUUUUCUUCCCAUAAUGAGCUUCAUUGUUACACAGUAAAAAAGAUCAUGUAUUUAACAAUAUUAAUGUUAUUUUCCACUGUGUUAUAUCAUCUCAUGUAAGUCUCCAACAGUGCUAUUCUUUCCAGUUAUUCACAUCAAAAUGCGAAGAAUUCUUUCCAGGAAUGUGUAGUUCUUCAAACCAAAAUAUAUUCCAAGUCACACUUUCCUAGCUUCUUCGGUAUUCUUUUCAGCUUCAAGUUCAGUCAGCAGCUGCAUAAUCAAACAGUCCCAUGUUGUUAUGGUUGUUAGGGUGACUUAAUAGGUUGCGAAACUAUACCAGAUUCAUAUCUCUUGAUGUUUUGCGAGAACCAGUAGGGAGUUGCCAUGGCUUUGCCGACAUGUUGUUCUGUGUAUAUCUGUGUAGCAGCAGCAGCUUUAGGAAACUGAUAUCAGAACAGACUACAUAGGCACCAAACUAACUUACUCCAUAAUACAACACAAACUCUGUGGCCUGUAAUCUACAAGCAAACUAUACCGACAGAGUGACCACUGUUUGUCGGCG